Messenger RNA from Grammomys surdaster, 2587 nucleotides. RefSeq names its product 3'-phosphoadenosine 5'-phosphosulfate synthase 1 (gene Papss1). The transcript has 12 exons. Gene Ontology annotation, biological process: 3'-phosphoadenosine 5'-phosphosulfate biosynthetic process; sulfate assimilation. Bases 149 to 2023 code for a protein of 624 amino acids. Lineage: Eukaryota; Metazoa; Chordata; Mammalia; Rodentia; Muridae. Gene Ontology annotation, molecular function: sulfate adenylyltransferase (ATP) activity; ATP binding; adenylylsulfate kinase activity. The record is from RefSeq and is a predicted model, not a curated record.
GGCGAUCACUAGCUGGAGCGCACGUCAGCGCGCGCCUGGGCCCCGGGUGCAGGCCCCGCCCCUUCUCCCUGCUCCGCCCCGCCCCCGGCCUCUCUCCUACUGCUCGGCACCCGGGGGCUCAGCAGCUGGGCAUCCGCGCUCCGCGGCCAUGGAGAUUCCUGGGAGUCUGUGCAAGAAAGUCAAGCUGAGCAAUAACGCGCAGAACUGGGGGAUGCAGAGAGCAACCAACGUCACCUAUCAAGCCCACCAUGUCAGCAGGAAUAAGAGAGGCCAGGUGGUGGGGACCAGAGGUGGCUUCCGUGGUUGCACAGUCUGGCUGACAGGAUUGUCCGGAGCAGGGAAGACGACUGUGAGCAUGGCCCUGGAGGAGUACCUGGUGUGCCACGGCAUUCCGUGCUACACGUUGGAUGGUGACAACAUCCGUCAGGGUCUCAAUAAGAACCUCGGCUUCAGUCCCGAGGACAGAGAAGAGAAUGUCCGCCGCAUAGCAGAGGUGGCGAAGCUGUUUGCAGACGCUGGCUUAGUGUGCAUCACGAGCUUUAUAUCGCCUUACACGCAGGAUCGCAACAACGCAAGGCAGAUUCACGAGGGGGCGAGCUUACCCUUCUUUGAAGUUUUUGUCGACGCUCCUCUGCAUGUUUGUGAACAGAGGGACGUCAAAGGACUCUACAAGAAAGCACGGGCCGGAGAAAUAAAAGGCUUCACUGGGAUCGAUUCUGAGUAUGAGAAACCAGAGGCCCCGGAGCUGGUGCUGAAAACGGAUUCCUGUGAUGUCAAUGACUGCGUCCAGCAGGUUGUGGAGCUUCUGCAGGAACGGGACAUCGUCCCUGUGGAUGCUUCCUAUGAGGUGAAGGAGCUGUAUGUUCCAGAGAAUAAACUGCACUUGGCCAAAACUGAUGCAGAAUCCUUACCAGCCCUGAAAAUCAAUAAAGUGGAUAUGCAGUGGGUGCAGGUUUUGGCAGAAGGUUGGGCAACUCCUCUGAACGGCUUCAUGAGAGAGAGGGAAUACUUGCAGUGCCUUCAUUUCGAUUGUCUUCUGGAUGGAGGUGUCAUCAACUUAUCAGUGCCGAUAGUUCUGACAGCCACGCACGAGGACAAAGAGAGGCUGGACGGCUGCACAGCGUUCGCCCUGCUCUAUGAGGGCCGCCGUGUGGCUAUCCUCCGGAAUCCUGAAUUUUUUGAGCACCGGAAAGAGGAGCGUUGUGCCAGACAGUGGGGAACAACAUGCAAGAACCACCCCUACAUCAAGAUGGUUCUGGAACAAGGGGAUUGGCUGAUUGGAGGAGAUCUUCAAGUCCUGGACCGGAUUUACUGGAACGACGGUCUUGAUCAGUAUCGUCUCACCCCUACGGAGCUCAAGCAGAAGUUUAAAGAUAUGAAUGCUGAUGCUGUCUUUGCAUUUCAGUUGCGCAACCCAGUGCACAAUGGACAUGCUCUGUUAAUGCAGGACACCCACAAGCAGCUUCUGGAGAGGGGCUAUCGGCGCCCUGUCCUCCUCCUCCACCCUCUCGGUGGCUGGACGAAGGAUGAUGAUGUCCCUUUGAUGUGGCGUAUGAAGCAGCAUGCUGCAGUACUGGAGGAGGGUAUCCUGAAUCCUGAAACAACAGUGGUGGCCAUUUUUCCAUCUCCUAUGAUGUAUGCUGGGCCAACUGAGGUCCAGUGGCACUGCAGGGCGCGGAUGGUGGCCGGAGCCAAUUUUUAUAUUGUUGGACGAGACCCUGCUGGCAUGCCUCAUCCGGAGACAGGGAAGGACCUCUAUGAGCCAACCCAUGGUGCCAAAGUGCUGACGAUGGCCCCCGGCCUGAUUACCUUGGAAAUCGUUCCCUUCCGAGUUGCAGCUUACAACAAGAAGAAGAAGCGGAUGGACUACUAUGACUCUGAGCACCACGAAGACUUCGAGUUUAUUUCAGGAACAAGGAUGCGCAAGCUGGCACGUGAAGGCCAGAAGCCUCCAGAGGGCUUCAUGGCCCCCAAGGCCUGGAAUGUGCUGGUAGAAUACUACAAGUCCUUGGAGAAAGCCUAACCUGCUGAGCUCAGCACUCUGCCUGGGACGCAUGGCUGAGUAACAGAGGGGACCACGCAGUCACCGACAGCCCUUCUCUGUGGUUGUCUGUCUGGACACACUUCCUGAAGUCAGGCCAUUUCCCUCUGCGUGCAUCAGUUUUGGUCUGCCUUUGAGUUCUGUUUCGAACUAGUGUAACACCACUCUGGUUCUAAUGUAUCUUUUCCACUUAUUGUUAAUAUUCUUAUAAUACGAUUUUAAAUCUUCUCCUUUUUAUAUUGUAUUUAUGCUUCUGUCUUACGAUUUUCCAAGCUGAUUUAUUAGUUAUAACCAGUAAUACACAUCAUCUGUCUUUUCAUUCUUUAAGAGAGGGGGGAAAAUCACUAAACAUUAAAGUUGGCUAGACCUUGUUUGGGGAAUUUUACAAAUUUUACAAACUAUCUGUAGCAAUUAGGGUUUUUAUUUUACAUUAAAAAUGUAAACUGUUGACUCUCUCCCUUGCAACCCUACAUGUUGAGAUAUUCUUGCAAUCUGUGUUAAGUACUGAAUGAAUGCCUUGAUUCAAUAAAAUUAAUUUUUAGCUUA